Messenger RNA from Sorex fumeus (smoky shrew), 1256 nucleotides. It is a transcript of the gene MRPL19, whose product is annotated as mitochondrial ribosomal protein L19. The record is from RefSeq and is a predicted model, not a curated record. Bases 27 to 869 code for a protein of 280 amino acids. Gene Ontology annotation, biological process: translation. NCBI's taxonomy places the organism in Eukaryota, Metazoa, Chordata, Mammalia, Eulipotyphla, Soricidae. The transcript has 5 exons. Gene Ontology annotation, molecular function: structural constituent of ribosome. Gene Ontology annotation, cellular component: ribosome; mitochondrial large ribosomal subunit.
UGUAGUCUUGGCCCGCUCCCGUAAGUAUGGCGGCCUCCAUAGUUGGGUGCUGCCGGCCUGCAAUGUGCCUGACCCGGAGCUUCGGAGCCGCCCGUUCCCGGGUGCCCGGGCCGGGCCGGCCGCAGAGCACGGGACCGUCUGAGCCGGGCGCGUUCCGGCCGCCGCCCAAACCGGUGAUCUCGGAUAAACGCCGCCAGCGGGACGAAAGCAGGUUCUUGAGCCCUGAAUUCAUUCCUCCAAGGGGAAGAACAAAUCCUCUGAAAUUUCAAAUAGAAAGAAAAGACAUGUUAGAAAGGAGGAAAGUCAUCCACAUUCCAGAGUUCUAUGUGGGAAGCAUCCUUCGUGUUACUACGGCUGACCCGUAUGCCAGUGGGAAAACUAGCCAGUUUCUGGGGAUUUGCAUUCAGAGAUCAGGAUCUGGACUUGGAGCUACUUUCAUCCUUAGAAAUACUAUUGAAGGACAAGGUGUUGAGAUUUGUUUUGAACUUUAUAAUCCUCGGAUCCAGGAGAUCCAAGUGGUCAAGUUAGAGAAGCGGCUGGAUGAGAGUUUGCUGUACUUACGAGAUGCCCUUCCUGAGUACAGCACUUUCGAUGUGAACAUGAAGCCAGUGGCACAGGAAGUCAAUCAGGAAGUGCCUGUUAACGAGCUGAAAGUGAAAAUGAAGCCAAAGCCCUGGUCCAAGCGCUGGGAACGACCAAACUUUAAGAUUAAAGGGAUCAGGUUUGACCUUUGCCUGACCGAGGAGCAGAUGAAAGAAGCUCAGAAGUGGAGUCAGCCAUGGCUUGAGUUUGAUAUGAUGAGGGAAUAUGAUACUUCUAAGAUCGAAGCUGCAAUAUGGGAGGAAAUUGAAGCCUCAAAAAAAUCCUGACUCUGGGGCCGGAGUGACAGUACAGUGGGUAGGGCACUUGCCUUGCACAUGGCCGACUGGGGUUUGGCCCCCAUUGACCCCUUUUGGUCCCUACCCUGGGUCCGCCUGAAGCCUGCUCUUGAGUGCCGAGUAAGCCCUGAGCAUCACCAGAUGUGGCCCCAAAACAAAAACGUUUGAUUCUGUCAUGAAUCUGGUGCAUUGCUGAGGAUACGUGAUUCUCCAGGCACUAAAAAACUUGAUUUCUCAGAGGACAGUCAUUAAAUCAGCAACAUAUUCAUCAUCUUAGUAGUACAUUAAAAAAAAAAAAAACAAGAAAGACACACUUGUUUGUUUUUAAAAGAGAAUAGAUGUGGUGUGUCCAGUCUUCCUGGUGCCAGAGCUUCCAUU